Molecule: messenger RNA, 1785 nt
Organism: Ornithodoros turicata
Lineage: Eukaryota; Metazoa; Arthropoda; Arachnida; Ixodida; Argasidae
Product: very long chain fatty acid elongase 7-like
Exons: 3
Coding region: 248-1114 (288 amino acids)
Biological process (GO): fatty acid elongation, monounsaturated fatty acid; fatty acid elongation, polyunsaturated fatty acid; very long-chain fatty acid biosynthetic process
Cellular component (GO): endoplasmic reticulum membrane
Molecular function (GO): fatty acid elongase activity
Source: RefSeq, a predicted model, not a curated record
UGCUGAGACUUGCGCGUGUGAACGACCAGAGGAGACAAAUGAAAGGUCGACGUUGCAGAAGCAGAUGGUAGUGUGCCGUGACUCGUGCCACUACUGGUUGUGAGAUGUAAUGGCUUGUGUGGCUUGAGUUUUAUGACGUGUUGUUUGCAAAAGUGUGCGCGCGCGACAUGGCCGAACUGUGCAGCAAGCUGAUCCUAGUGCCUGCCGAGACGACCACAUCAUCAGCUCGCCUGUCUUUCUGGACUGCAUGAGUUGGUGGAUCGCACGUUGGAUGACCGUGACCGAGUCUCGCAACUGGCUCCUGCCAGAUCGAGACCCACGUGUGGAAGGAUGGGUACUGCUGGGGAACCCCGUCCCCGUGGUCAGCGUACUCGCUUUCUACGCCUACUUCGUCAAGGUGUGGGGACCCAGGAUUAUGAAGAACGCCAAACCCUUCGACCUUCGCUACGUCAUCUUGUGCUACAAUGCGGCUAUGGUCCUCGCUAACGUAGCCAUAGCCACGCGUGUGGGCUACUACGCUUUCAUGACGGGCCACUACCACAUCUUUCUUCAAGGACCCGAUCUUUCUAGCAGGCCAAUCACUAUGAUACUGUUAAACGUCUCCUGGUACUACCUCAUGCUUCGCCUGUGCGAAUGUAUUGAAACUGUGUUCUUCGUGCUGCGUAAGAAAUUCAACCAAGUCAGCGGUCUGCACGUCUUCCACCAUGUCUCUGUCGCCUUCUGCACCUACUUCUACAUCACCUACGGAGGCUUCUCCAUAGCCUGCUUCGAGACUGUAUUCAACUCUUGCAUUCACGUGCUCAUGUACGCUUACUACUUCCUCGCCGCACUCGGCCCCAACAUCCAGAAGCACCUCUGGUGGAAGAAAUACCUUACUCGCUUCCAACUCGCUCAGUUCAUUGUCAUGAUCGUCCGCAAUGUCAUCCUGGUCUUCACCCUGGGUCCCUACUACAACAUGCUGCCGCUCUUCAUGCUGUCACAAUGUGUCAUCUUCUUCGUUCAGUUCUUGAGCUUCUACAUCAAGUCUUACAAGUCCAAGAUGGUCAGAGUUGUGAAGUGUGACGGGUCCUCCCCCGACGACCACUGGAAGACCGAAGAGGUCAAGUCUCAAUGAAUGACAUCAGGGACGACUUGCUCACGAGGAGGUUACUUGUCUCAUCCAACCUGUUGCUCAGUAUCCUCUACGGCAGAGUUCCUAAGGUGGUUCCAUGCAGAAAAGAACGGCAGGUUUGUGUGAGCUGCAUCUAACCGCCCACGAUAAUACUCACAUGAAAGCUCCCAGGAAAUAAGUGAACGCUGCAAGCAGAUCAAUAGGUCGCUGACUGGCGUUUCUUCUACGGACGAAACGGAAAACAGUGAAAGCACGCGGGAGACGUGACGAUGUUUCUUCACGAUAAGACCCACCACGGUCUAGUUUGAUCUGUUGCUUCAUGCUAGUCAAAGAGGCAUGUUGUUCUCGCAACAUCACAUGUAUUGCAAUAAAACAAUAGGGGAGGAUUGGAGUUGUCAUCCACCAGGGAAGAAUAUACGACACGAUCGUAAUUUGUUCUAAUUGCUAAAGGCGCCAAACAACACUGGGCGCGACCACCAGUGCCUACCUCUGUUCAAAAUGUCCCGCCCAAUUGUUCUCACGUUUCAGUGCUAUAUGUGAACGGUGCCUUUGUGUCAGUGCAUAUUUAUACAAUUGACUUCACGCAGUGUGGAUAACUCUAAAUCAUUCGUUUCCAUUUUUGAGAAGCUUGUAUUUAUUUUAUACUCCAGACGUAAAUAAAGAAAAAAUGUCUU